This is a messenger RNA of Mixia osmundae IAM 14324, 3460 nucleotides long. RefSeq lists its product as uncharacterized. The transcript has 6 exons. Gene Ontology annotation, biological process: cytoskeleton organization; small GTPase-mediated signal transduction. Gene Ontology annotation, cellular component: plasma membrane; division septum; cell division site. NCBI's taxonomy places the organism in Eukaryota, Fungi, Basidiomycota, Mixiomycetes, Mixiales, Mixiaceae. Gene Ontology annotation, molecular function: GTPase activator activity. Bases 96 to 3215 code for a protein of 1039 amino acids. The record is from RefSeq and is a predicted model, not a curated record.
GCAGCAGCGCCAGCCAGAGCACCGCCUGGAUUGGCACACUUGCUCACUUCUGACGGUGUGCCCCAACGGGCUCCAAAGGCGCAAGACAGGCUGCCAUGGUCGGCGCACAUGUUCAUCUGCCGCCGUCGUUCCUCAAUUCGUUUUGGACGCAAGACUACACGACAGGCGUCGAGACUCUCUUCUCGAAGCUGCGCGCAGGUGUCGGCGAAAAUGACGAAAUCCUCGCCCUUGUCAAGGCACGAGCGACACUUCAUCAUGAGCUAGCUGCGCACUUCGGUCAGACAGCUACGCGUGCGCUCGACUCGCGCGGGUUUGGCUAUGAUGACGGAGCGAACCUCAAACUAUGCUACCAAGCCCUGCUCGAUGACACUGACGUACAAUCCCGUAUGCACGAGAAGCUGGCACUCGAACUGGAGAAGAUGGUCGUCUUUCCUUUUGAGAGAUGGUCAGAGGGCCACGCGGAAAGGAUCACCAAGCUCUACAACGACAUCCACUUUGAUCUCAGCAUCUACACGCAACGACUAGCAACGCUCGAGUCUGUCAGAGCGAAAUACGACAAGCAAUGGCAAAUCGCAAACGAUUUCGAUGACGACGCGCGCUUCCAGCCUGGCCGGGACGGCUCCGUCUCUCCAGAGAAGCGAGACACUCCGAUCGCAGGAGAAGGCGUUGCUGGCCUUGCUCGAAUGCUUUCACGUCGCGUAGGCGGCAUCUCACGUCAGGCCAAUGGAUCUAGCCCCAGCCAGGCAUCACCAAUUCAUCCGUCUGUUGGGCCCACUCAGCCCGAUAGAUGGGACAGCGUACGUCUGCAAGCUUCUAAUGCGCUCAACAAGCUCUCCGAAGUCGCCGAGGCUGCCACCGGCGAAUCUGCCGUCGAUACCCAGUCGACGGCUUCAGAAUCGAGCACAGCUGUCGAAUCAGCAUCUGGUUCGGAAGAUACGACUCUCACAGAGACGCCAAAGCUCGUCAAAGGCAAAGAGAGAGCCAUCGAAUCACCUAUGACGCCCGAAGGCAUGCCAUUACAGAAGAAGCUUGACUUUAAGCGCGAUUUCAAUCGCAAGGCAAAGCCUGCACAGUCGCCCGAGAAGGCCAAGCCAGCUUUGCCAGAGCGAGUGGAGAUUGCCGGAGUCAUCAAAACGACAGCAGAAUGGUCCGUCAUCUUCGCAGACGCUGCUGCCAAUUGCCCUUCGACAAGUCACAGAGUCCCCUUACUGGGCACGUAUGAGCACGUCCACACAGGCGACGACCUCGUCAGCUGGUUUCAAAAGACCCUGUCGGGCUUGCAAGGCAACUAUGACGAGACCAUUCGGUUCUGUACUCAGCUCACCGAAGCCUUGGGAGUGCUCAGACUGGUCGGAGCCUUUGGCAAUGCUUUCUACGAUGCAGACGACGCAUUCUAUCAAUGGCGAUCGGAUGCCUUCAACCUCUCCGGUACAGAGACCGAUCUUCCCUUUGACCCACCAGGUCAGCAGUCUUUUGCAUCUCCUGCCAUCGACAACGCAGCCUCGAGUGUAUCAACCGAAGCGACCAACAAUGGUCUCACACGAAGUAACACGCUAGCUGGAAAAUUAUCGUCGGCGAUCUCGGGCGUCGUCACGCCGUCCAAAGCUGGCGAUCGUCUGAGCAAAGCGCAUCGUGCUGCGGACGAGGCAGAGCGCACGUAUCGUGCCCAUCUUCGCAAGCUGGACGAUGCGAGACUCCAGCUCGAGGAGACCAUUUCGUACAGCUACAUCGCCGCUCAAAGAUGCGAACUCGAACGAUUGAAAGCCGUCAAGACAGUCUUGAAUACCUUCAAUGCAACGUUGAGCACAAUCGCGCCUACAGACGAAGCCGCAACCGCCAAAUCCAAAUUGCUACAAGAGGCUUUUCUGCCGGAAGUCGAGCUUGCUGCAAUCAUCGAGCAGCACAAGACAGGACCGUUCAGACCAACGGCUCAUACCUUCGAAGAUCGUUAUCACGACGAGAUUGCCGACAACUUUGGUAUGAGCCUGAUCCGAUGGACCGAAGUAUCGCAGAUUAUGUCAAGCCAAACGGGCGACAUUCCCCCUGUCUUGUCCGCGCUCUUAGCACGGCUCGCAGAGGGCUACAAGACUCUGCCAAACGACAAAGAGCGCCGCAAAGUCUGGCUCUAUGAGGUUCCGCUCAUGCCUGUCCAUCGCUUGCGAGCGAUUCUCAACGAUGCUAGCCUCGAGCCAGACGUGAGCGCAAUCGCCACGUUCGACUUGCCGGUCGUGUGCGCUACCUGCAAGCUCUGGCUGCUCGAGCUUCACGAACCUGUCGUGAGUCACUACCUUUUCGACGACGUCAAGUCGGUCUACCCUGCUGUCGGUGCCGAUACGGUCGACGAUGCAGCGUUGCGUGCAGAAAAGAUCCGACACCUGCUUGUCAAAUUGCCAAAGACAAAUCUUCUCGUGCUCGAUGCGCUGAUUGACCACCUGGCCACAUUGAUCGAAGCAACAGAUUCGGAUAACGAUGACCAUGAUGCUUACCUCACCAAGCUAGGCCUAUCCGUCGGACGCACCUUGCUGAGACCCAAGGUGGAAGGAGCUGCGAGUCUAGACGACAGGACGUCUGCACGCCUUCUCAUUGAUCUGCUGAAGCAGCAAAAAACAAUCUUGCCAGAAGCGAUCGCUAUCCGUACGACACGCGAUCGAGAACAACACAAGCCCAAGCGCAGAAGAACACGCCCUACUGACCAGCGUAUAAGGCGCAGUCUACUCGGGCACGGUUCCUUCGUCGAUACAGAGGAAGACGCAAGCAAUGUUGCCUCGCCUGCCACAUUUGAGCCGAAGCGCAAGGAUACAGGCGAUACGAUCAGACCUCAGCAGGAGCAGGACGCGUCCGUGCCGGAUACGCUUGCACCGCCCGUCCUGGCAUCCCAGGUCACUUCACCUGCCUCUUCGAGCACUUCCUCGUCAAGUACAGAAUUUGUCGAUGCGCUCGCUCCUCAGACUUCGCCGCCUCCUGCUGAGGCUAUGCCGCUGCCGCCGCCCGUUGCAGAAAAAGUCACCCUGGCGCAAGUCAGCGCAGAAGAUCUUGAUCGCCCGCUGAGCUCGUCGUCAAGCUUGAAGCGAAGCAGCAUGAUUCGCACAACACCUCUGACGGUAGAUGGCAAGGCUUCACCGAGAGCACGGGGACCCCGUGUGGGCGGUCCUCGAGUGGCUCCCAACUCGGCCAGCGUGAGCGAUAAGAUCAAGCAGCUCGAACAACGCGAUUGAGUCGGACAUACUUGCGAGACUUGCGAAUGCAUAUGAACAUGGGAACAACACGAGGACUAGUUCACUUUUUGGGCCUACGUCGCGCUUCUUCAUCUUUGAUCGGAUGCAGAAAGAUCUUGUUGGGCGCUGUCGGCAUGUUGCCCUCGUGCCCUUUGUGCCAGUCGUAACCACAUGCCCAUGAGAACCAUCUGCCGGUAGAGCUGUACGCCGUUGCGAGGACCGGCGCAGGUUGGGGGUCGAAGGCU